Messenger RNA from Pseudocercospora fijiensis CIRAD86, 1152 nucleotides. RefSeq lists its product as uncharacterized. The coding region runs from base 1 to 1152 and encodes 383 amino acids. NCBI's taxonomy places the organism in Eukaryota, Fungi, Ascomycota, Dothideomycetes, Mycosphaerellales, Mycosphaerellaceae. The transcript has a single exon. Gene Ontology annotation, cellular component: mitochondrion. Gene Ontology annotation, molecular function: pyrimidine nucleotide transmembrane transporter activity. The record is from RefSeq and is a predicted model, not a curated record. Gene Ontology annotation, biological process: pyrimidine nucleotide import into mitochondrion.
AUGGUCGCAACUUCUGCCACAUCAAGCGUGCCUUCUCACGCCAGCACGAUAUCUCCCCCUCCACCUUUCCCUCAAAGCCGCGAACUCGGGCAAGCAGACCUCCAAAGCCGCGAAGAUGGAAUCGCGAUAGCACAACCUCCCCUCAGAGAACGCCGACCAUGGGCGCACUUCGUCGCCGGCGGUAUGGGAGGCAUGACAGCAGCAACGCUCACAUCACCCUUAGACGUCUUGAAAACCCGCCUACAAUCCACGUUCUAUCAAAACGAACUCUCGGCCCGAAGAAUCGCCAAAGGGAUACCUCCGCCCUCGCAAAUGUCUCCGUUACGUGCUUCAUGGCUACAUAUUUCCGAGACAGGGCAAAUCCUUGCUUCAAUCCCAAAGAUCGAGGGUUGGAGAGCGUUGUUCAAGGGACUGGGACCGAAUCUCAUAGGCGUGGUACCCGCGCGCGCGAUCAAUUUCUGGGCGUAUGGAAAUGGGAAGCGGGUGUACUCUGAGAUGUUCUUUGGGGGAAAGGAGAGUGCGGGUGUACAUUUAUUGGCCGCAGCCACUGCGGGGAUGAUCACGGGUACUGCUACGAAUCCGAUUUGGUUGGUGAAAACGAGGUUACAGCUUGAUAAACAGAAUGCUGGGCCUGGAGGGGUGGGGAGGCAGUACAAGAACGCUGUGGAUUGCAUUGUGAAGACUGUGAGACAUGAGGGCAUCAAGGGAUUGUAUCGAGGGUUGACAGCGAGUUAUCUUGGUGUGAGUGAAAGUACGCUGCAGUGGGUGCUUUAUGAGCAGGCGAAGGGUAGUUUGAAGAGGAGGGAAGAGGACUUGGCGGCGAGUGGGAGGACACCAAAUGUGUGGGAUAAGACUGUGGCGUGGACGGGGAAGUUGACUGCUGCUGGUGGGGCCAAGUUUGUUGCUGCACUCAUCACGUAUCCGCAUGAGGUUGUGAGGACAAGAUUACGACAGGCGCCGGUCGAUGCUAGCGGGAGGGUGAAGUAUACUGGACUCUGGUCUUGUUUUGUCACUGUCUUCCGGGAAGAAGGCAUGGCGAGCUUGUAUGGAGGCCUGGUGCCGCAUAUGCUGAGAGUCGUACCGAGUGCGGCGAUCAUGUUUGGUGUAUAUGAGAGUGUGCUCUGGUCACUGGGCGAGAGUGCGAGCGUGUAA